Acipenser ruthenus (sterlet) is the source of this 6333-nucleotide messenger RNA. RefSeq names its product integrin alpha-V-like. Gene Ontology annotation, biological process: integrin-mediated signaling pathway; cell adhesion mediated by integrin; angiogenesis. The record is from RefSeq and is a predicted model, not a curated record. Gene Ontology annotation, molecular function: integrin binding. Gene Ontology annotation, cellular component: external side of plasma membrane; integrin complex. The coding region runs from base 411 to 3539 and encodes 1042 amino acids. The transcript has 30 exons. Lineage: Eukaryota; Metazoa; Chordata; Actinopteri; Acipenseriformes; Acipenseridae.
GGUUUCUGAUCCCUUUCACUUCCUGUACUUUACUAAUACGUUCACAGCUCUCUGGGUUUGGCUUGACAGAAGUGUUUAACAGGGAAGGGGGAAAAAAACACAGCAAAAAUAAGUAGAUUAAGGGUGCAAAAUCAGUGGACACACCUAGACCUCUUCAGCAGAUGAAUAUGUAAAUUACUCAGUUUAAAAUGGCUGUUGUGGUUUACUGUCUGGCAUUGGUAGAAAGUAUUAAUCAUCUGUAGGCUGAGACUGGUGUGAAAUCAUUGUGGCUCAUUAAAUGCUCACUGUGUAAGCUACUACAAUCAAAGAGGAGAGCAUACAUUCUGUUUCUGACUGCACUGAUUUGAACUUUAUUAUCAUUUUUUUUUAAAUACAGAACAAAGAAUAGCAAACAAUUAAAAAACAAAAACAUGGAGCGACGUAGUCGCGAAUCUUGUGUAUCGUUUUGUCUGGUUUUGUUGUUCAUUUUUCGCUGUGCUUCUUUCAAUUUGGAUACGGACAGUCCUUCUGUUUUUUUGGGACCCGAUGGAAGUUAUUUUGGCUUCUCAGUGGAUUUCUUCAAGCCUGACGAGAAACAGUUAAACGUUUUAAUUGGUGCUCCUAAGGCCAAUACUUCACAUUCAAAAAUUGUGGAGAGGGGGGCAGUGUACAGUUGUCCAUGGCAAUCAAGCAGUACCUGUCAGCAAGUGCAAUUUGACAAUACAGAUGACCGAUACAAUCCAAACGGUGAGCAGAUGGAGUUCAAGUCAAACCAGUGGUUUGGAGCCACCGUGAGAUCUAAAGGUGAUCAGAUUUUGGCCUGUGCUCCUCUUUACCAAUGGAGAACAUUUGGGACAGCAGAAAGAGAGCCCGUAGGGACCUGCUACCUAAAAAAGGGGAAUACCAUUGUUGAGUAUUCACCUUGCAGAACAGAUAAAAACAAUCCAGAAGGACAAGGUUUUUGUCAGGCAGGAUUUAGCAUUGACUUUGUAAAGGACAAUCGCGUUGUUGUUGGAGGGCCUGGUAGUUUUUACUGGCAAGGUCAACUGAUUUCUGAUCUGAUUCCUCAGAUUGUGAAUAAAUAUAAUAAGGAUUCCUAUUACACAUUGUAUGAUAGUCAACUGACUACCAAGCCAGCCAGUGCUGCAUUUGAUGACAGCUACUUAGGCUAUUCAAUAGCUGUUGCAGACUUUAAUGGCGAUGGAAUAGAUGAUUUUGUGACUGGUGUUCCCAGAGGAGCUCGAGCUCUUGGUUAUGUGACAAUUUUCAGUGGCACAACUAUGGAGUCCCUCGUUAAUUUCACUGGAGAGCAGAUGGCAGCUUACUACGGGCAUUCUGUUGCUGCUGUUGACAUUAAUAAUGAUGGCCUUGCAGAUCUCUUUAGUGGAUCCCCUCUCUUCAUGGACCGUGGGUCUGAUGGGAAGCUCCGAGAGGUUGGUCAGGUGUACGUCUAUCUGAGGGACAGCCCAGUCUCCUUCACAAAGAAAACACAGAAGCUGACGGGCGCUGAGAUCUACGCUAGAUUUGGCAGCUGUGUUGCACCCCUCGGGGACCUCGAUCUCGAUGGCUUUAAUGAUAUUGCAAUUGCUGCUCCUUAUGGAGGGACAGACAACCAAGGUCUUGUCUACAUCUACAAUGGACGUGCUUCAGGACUAAACCCAACACACUCCCAGGUCCUGGAAGGGAAAUGGGCUUCCACCAGCAUGCCACCCAGCUUUGGAUACUCCAUGCACGGAGCCACAGAUAUAGAUCUGAAUGGAUACCCAGAUCUGAUUGUCGGUGUUUUUGGAGCUGAUAAAGCUGUCCUGUACAGAGCUAGGCCAGUAAUUAGUGUUAAUGCCACCUUGGAUAUCACCCCUCCAAUCCUCAACCCAGAUGAGAAGAAGUGCACUUUGCCUGGUUCAUCCGUUACAGUAUCUUGUUUUAAUGUAAAAUUCUGCUUAAAGGCACAUGGGAAAGGAGCCCCCACCACCCUCAACUUUCAGGUGGAGUUACUUUUAGACAAACUCAAACAGAAAGGAGCUAUAAAGAGGGUACUGUUCCUACACAACAGGCUGUCCUCCCAUACAAAAAACAUGUCUGUAACAAAUGGCAAGGGACCUGCCUGUGAAGAACUUGAUGCUUAUUUACGAGAUGAGACAGAGUUCAGAGACAAAAUUACACCAAUCACUAUCUUCAUGGAAUACAGCUUGGAUUAUAAAACCGCUGCAGAUGAAACAGGUCUCUUGCCAAUUCUGGACCAGUUUACUCCAGCUAAUAUCACCAAGCAGGCACACAUUUUACUGGACUGUGGUGAGGAUAAUAUAUGUAAACCAGAGCUGAAGCUGUCAGUAAAAAGUGACCAAACGCAGAUAUACAUUGGCGAUGACAACCCCCUGACACUUGAGGUAACUGCAGAGAACAGAGGAGAGGGAGCCUAUGAAGCUGAGCUCUAUGUGUAUAUGCCACCCCAAGCUGAUUUUAUCGGUGUGGUUCGAAACAGUGAGAAGUUAUCAAGAUUGUCUUGUGCAUAUAAGACGGAGAAUCAGACUCGUAUAGUUGUCUGUGACCUUGGAAAUCCAAUGAAAGCUGGAACAAAUCUUGUGUCUGGUCUGCGAUUCAGUGUUCAUCAGCUGUCUGAACAGGACACUUCAGUGAAGUUUGAUUUAAAAAUCCAGAGUUCCAACUUAUUUGAAAACACCAGUCCUGUGGUAUCCAGUUUGACUACUCUUGCUGUGCUAGCCAAAGUUGAAAUAAGAGGAGUUUCCACCCCUCACCAGCUCUUUCUUCCUAUUGCUAACUGGCAGCCCAAAGAAAACCCAAUGAUAGAGGAUGACAUCGGACCGCUUGUCCAGCAUAUCUAUGAGCUACGAAACAAUGGCCCAAGUACCUUCAGUAAGGCAAUACUAGACCUGGAGUGGCCUUACAAAUACAAAAAUGAGUCCCUGCUUUAUAUUAUUCAAUAUGAAAUCGAAGGACCUAUGAAAUGUACCACAGAUAUGGAAAUCAACCCUCUGAAUAUAACAAUGCCUAAAGCUCCAGAAACGAAUGAUACUACAAGAGAAGAUUCCCGGGAUGAUGGCAGAAACCGCAACCGUCGUGACCUUGGACCUGUCGAAGGGGAGCUGGAAACUUUGGGCUGUGGCAAAGCAGAGUGUCUGAAAAUCAAGUGCCAAGUUGGCCGCUUGGAGAGAGGAAAGAGUGCCAUCCUGUACAUCAGGUCGAGACUGUGGGCUGCAACCUUCAUGAAGAAUGAAAACCAAAACCAUUCAUACACUCUGAAGUCUUCAGCAACCUUCAAUGUGAUAGAAAUGCCUUAUAAGAACCUUACAUAUGAUUAUCCCUCUAAUUACACACUGGUUAACACCUCUAUUAUCUGGGUUAAGCCAGAUUCAGCACAGCCAGUCCCAGGCUGGGUCAUUGCACUAGCAGUCCUUGCAGGGCUCCUGCUUUUGGGCUUGUUGAUCUUUGUGAUGUACAAGGUUGGCUUCUUCAAACGUGUGCGCCCCCCACAGGAAGACGGCACAGAAAAAGAACAACUACAGCCUCAGGAGAAUGGAGAUGGAGGUGCAGAGGCUUAAAGGACUGUUACCACCAGUAACUUGAGAUUGUUACAAAUGCCAAGCCCUGUCUUUAAGACUUCCUCACUCCAAGGCAAUGACCACUUCAAUUAUUGCACUAUUAGUAAAGUGUACAAGAGCAAUAAAAAAGUGCUUAAGGAGAGAAAUGCUAUCUUAGUAUGCUGUGCGGAGCCAGUCAAACGCCAGUAGUCUUCCAUAACUAGAUCCCUUUCUUUUUUUUUUUUUUUUAAACGAAAUUGCCAUGUAUGAGUGUCUAUCCAAAUUAGAUAUACAAGCACUCCAUACUCAGCACACUGAGAACAAAUAUGAUUUUUUUUUUAAAUAACAAAAUGUAUUAUCAAUAUUUUACAGUGUCAGGGGAGAAGCUGAAGUUGAACAUGUUUUUAUUGUAGUCGGAACAAAAUCAUCACCAGCAGAAAAACUGGAUAGACAUGGAGAUUAAGCUAUUUGGCUGCAUCAUAUAUACUCUGUAUAGUAUAGUGAAUCUGGGAUUGGGGCCUCUGAGCAUGCUCACAAUACUGAUUAUGUUUUCUACUUAUUUGUGCAAACGUGUCAUGCAACUUAAUGCACUGAUUUUAUUUUGAAAAAUGUGUUCCUGUUUAGCAGGAAGACCAUGUUCUAUGCAUCAGACUAGCAAAAAAUAGCAGUCACAUAACUUACUUUUUACAAAUGAAAUCAUUAAUGCAAAUUCUUAGUAUCUUCACUUGCAUGGGUGUAAAAGUAGAAAAGGAACACUUUUGUAGAAUGAAAUGUCAAAUUUACUGAUGCUUUGCAACAAAAUAGCAAUACAAAUAAAACUCUUACCAUUUCCAGGGGGAGAUUUAGCCUUUAUAACAUUAAUUCUUGCUGAAUAACCUGUUGCAAUGUUGCACAAGGCUUAAUGGUACUGCAGGUUUUUAAAAAAGUUUUCAAUUGUUUUAGUGUGUGUGUGUUUAUAUAUAUAUAUAUAUAUAUAUAUAUAUAUAUAUAUAUAUAUAUAUAUAUAUAUAUGACGCAUACAUUUUUGUAUUUCUUUUAUGGAAAUUUGGAGCACAAUUCCCAGGGACAGCCUUUCUUCAAUUUUAAUCAACUCUUCAGCUACUGGUACAUGUUAUAUACAGUAGCCAGGAAUGUAUCAUUUACAAAAAAAAAAUCAGGUUUCAGUUGCAUUUUGUUAAUUAAGAAAUGUAAAUCAUUGUUUGUUUUUAGGUGGAUAACCACGGUAUUUAUUACAGUCUUCCAAAACUCUAAAUAUUAAUAUUAUCCCCUAGGAUUACAUACUAGCAUAAAAAUUACAAAAAUAAUGUAUUUUUAUAAUAAAUUCUAACACUACUUUUUAGUCUGCCCACUUCAUGCAUUAAAAGAAAAAAGGUACACCUUUUAUGUAUUCAGAUGAAAUUGAUGAAAAUAGAUAUUUUUUAUUGUAUUAAAUAUAAGUUUAUUAACAAAGGAAUUGGUGUAAAUGAUUCUUAUCAGCAUUGAGGAGCAUAGCUAGUAGUACUCAAUCGUUGUGGGCUCAUUUCAAAAUGCAAUCAAUAUUCUGUUUUAAAUCACAAAAAAAUACACAUGGAUUGAGUUUUUACAAUGUUAAUAAACUUUUUUAUACGGUAUAAUAAAGGUAAAAAGUAAAGUGCAAUAAAACGUCAUGUUAGAAACGAACUAAAUCAGUUGGAUUUUAAAAACGAAUUUAAACUAAUGUAGAAAUUUUUUUCUUCCAAAAAAAAGUAAGAAAUACAUUUAAAUAAAAUGAUGUCAUUAAACGUGAACAAAACAGUUUUACAUUACUUGGAGCUAGCGACUUGCAUUUCUGACUAUACAAGCGUUAUGCCAUGAAAUCCAAUCCAUUCGUUGUUUUCCCUAGGUUGUUACAGGCUAAUAAGAUUUAUUUGUAAUAUUAUUACAAUUAUUGAGAUGUAAGUAAAACUCUAGAAUGUAUUUUCGUCACCCACAUUGGGUGAAUAGAGUAAAAUGUGCUGAAAUUAAUAAUUUUACUUAAAAGAAAUCAGUUAGCUGUACAGUAGUUGGGGAAACUGAGAUCAUAUAUUCAAUGCUUUGAUACCUCUUCAUAAAUGCUUAUUCUUUUUGCAUUGCAGGCUUGGGUAUUUCUGCUUUUGUGUUUUACUACAUUUAUUAGGUUUUUUUGUUUUUUAAUUGUCUUCAUUUAAUCCAUUUCUUUUUGGGAUUAGUUUCAUUUAAAUACUGGAUCUAUUAACAUUCUGUAAUUAUGAAAAAGUAUUCAAAACUAGAACCUCUGUAUGAUGAUAAAGAUCUGCUUUGUCUGCUUGACCUCAUGUUAAUAAAAUAUAAUGACAAUGCUGUUUAGAACAGUCUUAAGAGGUUCUGAUUUUGAAGACAAAUAUACCACCUUGUUUUUUGGUGAUAAAGUAGUGUUUUAAUUGUGUGUGUGUGUGUGUGUAUAUACAUAUAUAUAUAUAAUAUAUAUAUAUAUAUAUAUGUGUGUGUGUGUGUGUGUGUGUGUGUAUGUAUGUAUGUAUGUAUGUAUGUGUGUAUAUAUAAACGUGGGUCAUAAUUACAAAACUGGGCACACCAUACUCUGAAAAUGUAAUUAUGCAGUAAAUCUUUGACAUACUAAAGCCUUAAAUACCAUGUUGAUGAAGUUAGUAGUAUUUGUUAAUGACACCUUCAAAAUAUUCCAACUUCACUUUUUUUGUUUUUUAUUAAAGCUGUUUAGCCUGUUUAAAGAGCGCCGUCUGUGUUCUGUGAAGCAGUGCAUUUCUUAAAAAAGAAAUACAGUGCUUUAGAUAAUGGCAGAUGCUGUGAUAUUGAUGGGGGAAAUAAAGGGGUAUUGUUCUUA